Mesorhabditis belari is the source of this 1581-nucleotide messenger RNA. The record is from the annotation of a GenBank genome assembly. Lineage: Eukaryota; Metazoa; Nematoda; Chromadorea; Rhabditida; Rhabditidae.
AUGAGCGACGUCGCUAACGAGCAAGUGGACGAAGCAGUUGUGCCAGCACCCUCGGAAACCCCUUCUGAGGCCAUGGACACUGUGGAAGCAAACAAGUUGACUGAAGAGUCAACAAAGGAGGACGGGCAAGCUGUGCUUCCAUCAAGUGUAGAAGAAAGUGAGAAAAGGUCGGAAAGCAAGGAAGCUUCGCAGGGCCCUGUUGACUCGAAUAAAACAGCUACUCUAGCCGCAAAUCGCUCUGCACCAACGGUGCCAACGCGUCAAUACUUGGAUCAAACUGUGGUGCCAAUUCUUCUACAAGGACUUGGUAGUCUUGCAAAAGAGCGUCCCGAGGAUCCAAUCACUUUCCUGGCCAAUUUCUUGCUCCGCGAGAAGGAAAAGUACACUGCGGCAGUCAGCGCAGAUCGUAACAAAGUCAUGGAGGUACCUCAGAACAAACUAUUUGUCGGAAAUUUGCCGGAAAAUUGUGAUCCGAAUAAGUUGAAACAAAUCUUCUCAACUCAUAUCCGUGUGACUCACUGUGAUUUGGUUAAGAACUACGCUUUUGUGCAUGUCGUUCCUGAAGAUACACCAAAGAUUAACGAGAUCAUCAAAAAGCUUGAUGGUUAUAUGUACGAAGGGAAGAUGUUGAAUUUAAAGAGCUCAACGUCGAAAAUGCGUGGAACGGUGGCUGGACAAGAAACAACAUGUUUUCGCUGUGGAGAAAACUCGCAUCGGACAAUGAAUUGCCCUAAAAAUGACACGCCGCAUUCACUUCUGACUGAAGUUGUUCGUGUGGAUUUGACGGGAAAAAGAAGCGCAAGUUCUGCCGAUGGCCCGGAUGCCAAACGAUUGUGUGAACAAAUAGCUACAGUUGAUCAAGAAUUGGGACGUCCAAUUGACGCAGAACUUCUUCCAUUGUACAAUCAGUAUGUUGAUGCUCGAAAUAAGUAUACCUAUUGCAAGGAUCGCUUGAUUCGAGAACAGCAAGCUCGCAAUCGACUUGUUGCGUACACUUCAGGAACUAUUGUUCCAACGCUUACGGGACCGGCGCUUACACCACAAACUGUAGCUGCUGCCACGUAUGCUGGUACCCAAGCCCAACCGACCACAUAUACCCAGACCCAGCAGCCAGUCACUGUUCAGGCUUUGCCACAAGCAGCACCUUAUACGAUUGUGCAAACAGCGCAAGGACAAACAGUACUCUAUCCAACAUCUCAGGUUGCCGGGCAAACGGUUUUUUAUGCUCAACCAGGAGCCGCACAACAACAGGUUGGACAACAUGGAACAGCAGCUGUUGGUCAACCGCAACAAACUUAUUCGGCACAGCCACAGGCGGCUGGUGCCACUCCUUCAGCACCAUAUGCGACAAUGGUAAAUGCGCAAGCUUAUGCACCUUCAGCACAGACGGCAAGUGGAGUUAUGAGUAGCGGAACAUCGUAUCAAACUCAACAGGCUCCGUACAGCAGUUCGGUGGUGACAUCAAUGGCAGGAGGCUCUCAUACAGCGACUACCCAUCAGUAUUCAUCGACAACUUCCGGUCCACAAGCUCCUUAUCAGUCAAGCACUCCUUGGAUGCAGUCGACAAUGGUUCCAAGAAAU